This is a messenger RNA of Cyphellophora europaea CBS 101466, 786 nucleotides long. Its product is annotated as ribulose-phosphate 3-epimerase. The transcript has 2 exons. Gene Ontology annotation, biological process: pentose-phosphate shunt, non-oxidative branch; pentose-phosphate shunt; carbohydrate metabolic process. NCBI's taxonomy places the organism in Eukaryota, Fungi, Ascomycota, Eurotiomycetes, Chaetothyriales, Cyphellophoraceae. Gene Ontology annotation, cellular component: cytosol. The coding region runs from base 1 to 786 and encodes 261 amino acids. Gene Ontology annotation, molecular function: metal ion binding; D-ribulose-phosphate 3-epimerase activity. The record is from RefSeq and is a predicted model, not a curated record.
AUGGCACCUCCCACCAUAAUUGCCCCCUCCAUCCUCUCUGCCGACUUCGCCGCCCUAGGCCCCGACUGCGCGCGCACCAUCACAGAAUACAAUGCCGAUUGGCUACACGUGGACAUCAUGGACGGCCACUUCGUGCCCAACAUCACCUUCGGCGCCCCCGUCGUCUCCUCCAUCCGCAAGCACGUCGACCGUCCCUCCCAACCGUCGUCGAAAGGCCAGUCCUUGAAGCGCGGCGCAUUUGACUGCCACAUGAUGAUCAGCGAGCCACACCGAUGGGCCAAGACGUUCAGAGACGCUGGGUGUGAUCUAUACUGCUUUCACUGGGAGGCGGCGCAGGGGAGCACGGCGGAGGAGCCCGGCGUGGACGGCAGGAAGAAGACGAGUCCGAGGGAGUUGGUCAGGUAUGUACAUGAGCUGGGGAUGCAGUGCGGUGUGGCGAUCAAGCCGAAGACGGAGGCGGCGGUACUGUGGGACUUGUUGGACGCGGAGGAUGAGAGGGAUAGGCCAGAUAUGGUGUUGGUCAUGACGGUGGAACCAGGGUUCGGCGGCCAGAAGUUCAUGGCUGACAUGAUGCCGAAGGUGCAGGAGAUUCGGAAACGGUAUCCCGACCUGAAUAUCGAGGUUGAUGGCGGUCUAGGAGUCGGGACAAUCGGGACUGCGGCGGAAGCCGGCGCGAAUGUCAUAGUCGCUGGCAGCGCUGUGUUUGGCGCGAAAGAUCCCAAAGAGGUGGUGAGCGUGCUGAGAGAGACGGUUGAGAAGGCCGGGUUCGUGCAAGGUCGGUUAUGA